Nicotiana tabacum (common tobacco) is the source of this 5667-nucleotide messenger RNA. RefSeq lists its product as uncharacterized. The record is from RefSeq and is a predicted model, not a curated record. Lineage: Eukaryota; Viridiplantae; Streptophyta; Magnoliopsida; Solanales; Solanaceae.
ACGCCACUGAAUCUAUUUGAAAGUAUGUCUUCAUAGACCAUUUACGUGAGACGAAAUGCAAAUGUAGUUAGUGGAACUCCAGAUGCAUUUCGUAUUAGAUCUAUAACCGAAUAUCCUCUUGCGUUUACCCAUGAUGCAGCUCCCUCUAUUGGUGUACUUACAUUUUUUUCUUGUUGCAGAAGUACAAGACUCAAUUACCUAUUUUCCCUGACUAAUUUUUUUAUUUCAUUCAGUCAAGAUGAAAAUAUAUAUCUUUUAUUUGUCGUGUACUGAACAACUUAGCAUUCAAUCCUGGAACAUGUUAUUGGGAAACCUACUGCCUAAAGAGAAUCAUUACCUCCUUCAAGAACCUAAAACUCAUAUUCGGUUAAGCUUCCUUCUCUAUUAUUAUUAUUAUUAUUAUUAUUAUUAUUAUUAUUAUUAUUAUUAUUAUUAUUAUUAUUAUUGUGAUUUGUUUUUGACAAUUUUUUUUGUCUUUACUUCUGUUUCACCUCUUCUGCUCUCGUAUUUCAUCUUUACAGGAAUAAUGAGUUCUGCGUCAUUGGAAUGUUCUCUUUGAUACGGAUAUUAGAAUUUUGCUACUGCUUUUUACAUUUCUCUUUUGUUUAUCAUUAACUUACUCUUACUCAUGCUGUAAGUGUUGCUCUUCAAUGUGUUUAUUCUGGUGGUCUCAAACUUCCUUCUUGAAAGAGAAGUUCUGCAUACAAUGUCUUGUUAUUUUGGGAGAGUACUUGGACCCGUGCUGAACGAAAAGGGGGUAGAUGUGUCUUGUGCUAUUGCAGCAAAGUUCUAAACAUAAAGAGGGUUCAAUGAUUUCUCUUAUUUUGCCUGAUAUGCAGAAGCUGAUCAGUACUUUCGCCGCAGACUUUUUUCGUUCUUCCCUCAUGCUUAUUCACUAUAGAUUCAAUUCAGGUGGCUGCGUGUACUCUCUUGCUUUUACUUUUUGAUUUAAUAGUUUGGCGGUGUUUGUCCUUGCUGUUAUCAUGUCCUAAUAUUUGUGUGACACAUUCUAGAUGUUCUUGUGAUUCUUAUUGUUUCAGUUGUUGACUCACUGAAGCUUUUAACUUCUGAAAAAUGACCGUUAAGGGGAUAACGGAAUGUGCUUGCGCCCUUCAGACAUUAUUCAUCAGGUGGUUGAGUUGGCAUUUCAGCUUCUUGAGUGUCCCCAAGAUCAAGCCAGGAAAAGACAGCCUUAUUUGCUGCUGCUGCAUUUGUUUUCAGAGCUGUUUUAGAUGCUUUUGAUGCUCAGAGCAGCUUACUGUUCUCUUAUUUAUCGACUAUUUUCCCAACAGUACGCAAUGUUUGAACGUUAUUUGCCUGACUUGCUUCAGUAUGCUCUGGGUCAUUUCGUCACUUUUGUGUAUUAUAGCCGCAAAGGCGCAAACAAAUUGUAAAUGCAACAUGAAGUAAUGCUCGUGUGGGUAUAGAUGUUGUUCUGGAUGCAGCAAGCAGUGCUGGUUAUGUUGAACCUGAGACUGUUGAACAGCACUGAAUGUGUUAAUUUGUCUCGUAUGUCCUCCACCAUCAAUCAGCAACAAACCAUCUGUCUCCACUCAAGCACGGCAAAAUACGUCCAUCCAAUCUGUCCUGGUGUGAAGAUUAGAGACAGAAAUGCAGACUGGAGUGAGAUUAGAGACAGAAAUGCACAAGGGCGUCAGACUAGAGAAAGAAGUACAGAGCUCAUCAAGUCUAGAGAAAUAAAUGCAGAGUGGAGUGAGACAAUUGACAGAAAUGUAGAGCGAAGCAUUCCAAAUCGAGGUGUUAAUGUUACCACCCAGCAUGAAAACCGAAAUGAAGAAUCUGCUUUGGUAGACCGAGGCAGCACAGCAGAUCUUGGAACAUUCUCGGUUGGGGGAAAACUGUUGGAGCUCAUCUGUGAUUCAGGAAACCGUACUGCUGGCAGUGAAUAGAAUCGGUGGCAAUGCUUCUUUCAUUGCCUUUAUCCCUGAAAAGAAAGGGGUAAUAGAGCUUAAAGAUUACAGGCCAAUAAGUCUUAUUGGCAGUGUUUAUAAGAUUGUGGCCAAGUUGUUAGCAGAAAGGUUGAAGAAGGUCAUUGGCAAGCUAGUCUCUAGUCACCAGAAUGCAUUUAUCAAACACAGACAAAUAACUGAUGCAACUCUCGUAGCCAAUGAGGCUCUAGAUUGGAGGAUUAAAACUGGACAUCCGGGUAUUAUGUGCAAGCUUGAUAUAGAAAAGGCUUUUGACCAGUUGAACUGGGCUUAUCUCAUCUCUAUACUGAGGAAGAUGGGAUUUGGAGAUAAAUGGAUAAGGUGGAGGAUCAAAUUCAGCAUUUCAACAGUCUAGUACUCGGUGCUUGUCAACAGAGAACCAGCAGGCUUCUUCUCACCCCAGAAAGGGAUUAGACAAGGAGAUCCACUCUCCCCAUUCUUGUUCAUUCUAGCCAUGGAGGGGCUAAGCAAGAUGUUGGAGAAGGCCAGAGAAUUACAGUGGAUUCAGGGAUUCAGAAUAGGCUCAGAUAUUGGGAGCUCAAUCACUAUCUCUCACCUGUUGUAUGCUGAUGACACUUUGAUUUUCUGUGAGGCCGAGAAAUCUCAAGUUAUGUACCUGAAUCUAACACUUCUCCUCUUCGAAGCUCUAUUAGGGUUACAUGUCAAUGUAUUGAAGAGUACAAUUUAUCUUGUCAAUCAUGUGCCCAACAUAGAGGAGCUCUCAGGUAUCAUGGGCUGCAGUAUUGGGUCACUACCUACCACAUACUUGGGUCUUCCAUUGGAGCCAAAUUCAAAAAUUGUGAGGUAUGGAAUGGUGUUAUUGAAAAAUUCGAGAGGAAAUCAACUUCUUGGCAACUUCAAUAUCUUUCUAUGGGGGGCAGAUUAACUCUCAUCAAUAGUGUACUAGAUAGUAUUCCAACAUACUACAUGUCACUGUUUUCUAUUCCCAAGAAGGUGCUAAAGCAAUUGGACAAAAUCAGGAGAGACUUUCUCUGGGAGGGCAAUAGCAACACUCAAAAGUACCACCUAAUAAAGUGGGGCAAAGUCACACGGCCAAAACUAAAUGGAGGUCUGGGAGUCAGAGAUCUAGCUGUCCACAACAAAUGUCUGCUAAUGAAAUGGCUUUGGAGGUAUGGAACAGGAGAGUCAAGCCUUUGGAAGCAGGUGAUCAAUGCCAAGCAUGGGAAAAGAGACAACUGGAGUUCUAAUAGUUCUAAUGCAUCAUAUGGAGUGGGUCCUUGGAAGUACAUUAGUAAACUGGGGGAUGAAUUCUUUCAAAAUAUCUCUUUCAAACCAGGUAAUAGGGCUCACAUCAGAUUCUGGAAAGACAAAUGGCUAAACUAUACAGCACUCAUGGAUGAGUAUCCUAGCUUAUACUAGAUUGCUCUAGACAAAAAUUCCUCCAUAGCACAUAACAGAAAUGGCAGUAGUUGGGAUGCUCAUCUUAGAAGGCCAGUGCUUGGGAAGUGGAUAGCCUGAUGGAUAUGCUAGCAAAAGUGGAAGGGUUCAAUAUGGAUGUGAACCAACCCGACACCAUAUGUUGGGGGAGAAUUGGCACCUUCACAGUGAAAGAAUGUUACAGACAGUUUGGUACUUAGAAUCAAGUGUUAGAUGCAUGGCCCUGGAAGUUAAUAUGGAAGACUAAGUUACCUAUUAAAGUCAUUUGUCAUAACUGGAUUGCGCUCAAUGAGGCAUGUUUAACACAAAACAACCUAAACAGAAGAGGUUUUCAGUUGGUCAACAGAUGCUACCUCUGUAGGGAGAAUGAGGAAACUGUCAACCACCUAUUUUUGCACUGCCCAGUGGCCACCGACCUCUGGAACAUGUUCAACUGUCUUUCUGGUUUGAAGUGGGUCAUGCCACAGAAUUUGAGAGAUGCACACAUGAGCUGGAGUUUAUGGAGAGUUGAUAAGACCAUCAAAAAGAUCUGGUUGAUGAUCCCUGCUGCUAUUUUUUGGUGUUUAUGGAAUGAGAGGAAUUGCAGAUGUUUUGAUGGAAUCUCAACUCCAAAUCACUUUCUCAAAGCUAAAUGCUUACUCAAUCUUUUUUGCUGGACUAAGUUAGCUAAUGUAAUCAGUACUGACCAAUUAAUGGAUUUUGUUAGCUCCUUUGUCUUAGAAUGACAAGAUGUAGAGGGACUAACAUGUAGUAGUAUUUAUGCAUUCCAAUUUCCUUGUAACGUUGCAUCUCCUAGAUGCCUUUUGUUAAUGAAACAACUUCAUCAAAAAAAAGAAUAGAACCGGUGGCAAGCAGUACUUGCACAUGUGGCUAUUCAGCUAAUAUGGGUAAGACCAAAUAUCAUUUAUUUGUGCUUUUGGAGUGAGGUUGGCCAAAUUAAAUAGUAAAUUCAUUUUGAUUUUAUUGAUUUCUUUGGGGAGGAAAGGGGCAUCUAGUUUAUGGUUUCCUGAACUAGUUUCCUGUCCAGUUAAGCAUUUCUAUUUUUAGACAUCUGGAUUUUAAUUCCUCCGACUUUCAAAUUUUGAUCCAAGUGUUUCCUUAUUGUAACUCGUUGGUCAGUAGACUGACAAUCUUGAGGGAGCACCUCCAAAACUAUAGUUGUAGCUUAGAACAAGCAAGUACAUAUUCGGAGUAGUUUACACUGCUAUACUAGAUGGAUGACCUAGUUUAUCAAUAACAAUAACAAUCCCAGUGGAAUCCCACAAGUGGAGUCUGGGGAGUGGAGAGGGUAGUGUGUACGCCGACCUUUCCCCUACUCCGGGAAGGUAGAGAAGUUAUUUCCGAUAGACCCUGGGCUCAAGGGAUGACCUAGUUCAUCAAGCAUGGAGAUUAAUUUAGACAGAAGUUUUAAUAGCGAUGGUGUGAGAUUGUAUUAGUUUUGUUAUUGGGGAGAAGUGAGUAAACGAGGAAGAAUGAAAAAGAGACACGGGUCAAGUAACUUUGAGACUGACGUAGUGUAGUAGGUUGCUUCUUAGUAUAAUGAUGAUUAUUUUUAUAAGUAGUGUAACAGGUUGCUUAUACCAAUCAUUUUUCUAGUCACUCUCUUUCUCUCUCAAGUAUGAUGGUACUAAUAUAUUGUCCCUUCCUUUCUCUUCUCGUAUUUUUCGUCUUCUUGAGCCGAGGGUCUUUCGGAAACAGCCUCUCUACGUACACUCUACCCUUCCCAGACCCCGCUUGUGGGAUUUUACUGGGUCGUUGUUGUUGUCUCUUUCUCUCUCAAAAAUAAUUGUUAAUACAUAGGAUGAAUUUCUGUAGCAUCUUUUUGUGUUUUGUAGGUUGUUACUGAUUCUGGGCGUGCCAGUUGCUGCCACCCCAACCUUGAGGCAUAUAGAGAGAGCUUUUAUAGCUGCUGCUACUCCAAUUACAUGCCACGAGAAGUUGGUGUUUUCCACGAUUCGAAAUUUUUAUCACCAAAUUCUGUUUUGAGAGAUUGCUGUCUCAAGCCCCUGUGUAGCAAUGGUUUGUUGACUUCAAUGGUGUCUUCUCAACAUGGCUUUCGACACAGAACAGUUAAUCUUGGACUCGGUGGUUGUUCAGUACCUAAAGCACCAAUCUUUUGCUCCUAUCACUAUGUUACAUGUCUGUCCUGAUUCCUGGACGAAGGCGAAUCCUUGAUGCUGGUUCCUAUUGUAAGUAAUGGUUAUGGCUUUCAAUUGCCAGAAAAUUAUGCUGUAAAUUAAUGAAAGAAUAUCCUGUAGCCUCCUCCUCAACAUUACAAUACCGUGUUUUGCUAGUUCAAUUUUGUCUUCUUUUUGUUUCA